Molecule: messenger RNA, 1883 nt
Organism: Punica granatum (pomegranate)
Lineage: Eukaryota; Viridiplantae; Streptophyta; Magnoliopsida; Myrtales; Lythraceae
Source: RefSeq, a predicted model, not a curated record
UAACCUUUCUCGGAACAACCAUAACCUCGGUCGUUCAUCUUCUUCUUCUUCUUCUUCUUCUUACGCACGACUGUGUUUCGCGCUGAAGCUAACCCCAUUAUGACCUGACAUAGCGGAGAAGCUUCAGCAUAGCAACCCCAUAUGGCCUGAUCUCUCUAGGUCAACGACCUAUGGCGAUUAAGGAGAAGCAGGUCAACGCCCACGACGCUCCGGCCAUUACCUUCGGAUGCUGGAAAUCCAUGUUCCGGAGCUUCCUCUGGCUUCUCCUAGCUCCGCCCCUGGCCGCAAUUCCUUCCCCUUCUCGGGCGCAGUCCCGGACCCCGCCGCCCUUGCCGGUCCUGCCCAUCCCGACGGCGCAGCAGCUGGCGUGGCAGCUGGGGGAGAUGGCCAUGUUCCUCCACUUCGGGCCUAACACGUUCACGAACUCGGAAUGGGGGACGGGAGACGCGCCGCCCUCCUUCUUCAACCCGACCCAGAUGGACGCUGCCCAGUGGGUCCGCGUCGCGAAGGAAUCGGGCUUCUCGCGCGUGAUCCUCACUGCCAAGCACCACGAUGGGUUCUGCCUGUGGCCCAGUGACCUCACCGACUACUCCGUGAGGUCGAGCUCGUGGAGGAACGGGGCUGGGGACGUGGUUGCGGAGCUAGCGGCCGCCGCCAGGGAGGCUGGCAUCGGGCUGGGGCUCUAUCUGUCGCCGUGGGAUCGGCACGAGGAGUGCUACGGAAAAACGAUGGAGUACAACGAGUUCUAUCUGGGGCAGAUGAGGGAGCUCCUCACUAGAUAUGGAGAGAUUAAGGAGGUGUGGUUAGAUGGGGCGAAGGGAGAGGGAGAGAAGGACAUGGAGUACUUCUUCGAUAGCUGGUUUAGUCUUGUCCGUCAGGUCCAGCCUGGGGCCGUCAUUUUUUCUGAUGCAGGCCCUGAUACUCGGUGGGUUGGAGAUGAGGCAGGCAUUGCGAGUCCCACGUGCUGGUCUCUCUUCAAUAUUAGCGAUGCUGCAAUUGGCGGAACAGAUCCUCAAUACUCGAGGAGAGGGGACCCAUUCGGGCACGAUUGGGUCGCCCCCGAGUGUGAUGUGUCGAUCAGAGGGGGUUGGUUUUGGCAUGAGAGUGAAGCCCCGAAGUCCGCUUUGACUCUCCUCGACAUUUACUACAAAUCAGUGGGCAGAAACUGUCUCUUGCUGCUGAAUGUGCCUCCCAAUGUGUUGGGUCUCAUAUCCGACGAAGACAUAAAAGUGCUCCGAGAGUUCCAUGAGCUUCGAAGUUCCAUUUUCUCUCAUAAUCUCGCAAAGACUGCCCUUCUCAAUGCUAGUAGUACCAGAGGAGGGAUCUACAACUCUCAAUAUUCAUUGCAAAAUGUUCUUGUCGAGGGCAUCUUUAGCUAUUGGGCCCCUAGGGAGAACUGGCCCUACUGGGUAUUAGAACUGCAAUUCGAAAAGCCAGUGUCCUUCAAUGUUCUGAAGGUUCAGGAGCCAAUUCACAUGGGGCAGCGGGUUAUCGAGUUCCACGUCAAGGUCUUGAGCAAGGAAGGUCAAUGGAGAAGAGUGAUCAAUGGGACGACUAUAGGGUAUCAGAGGCUUCUCAGGUUUCCGACUUUGGAGGCAAAGCGAUUGAGGUUUGAGAUUGAAAAGUCUAGAGGUGACCCACUUAUCUCUUACCUGGGUGUCUAUUUGGACACGUUCCUGAGUCUCAGUGAUUUAUCUCGUAAUAAUAGUUCACAAUUAAAUAUGAAUGGAACCCUUGUCAUUGAGCAGAUGAGGAGUAAACGUUCUCGUUCUGCUUCUGUGUCCUAUAAGUAAAUACUUGUUGCAUUCAUCAAGUGAACUAUCAUUUCAAGUUUGGGAAUCUUGUCUAUUUGACGAAUAAAAUUAUUAUUUCUUUGAAACUCA